AUGGGAUUCGCUCGCACCCGGUGUGAUCACUGCGUGUUUGUUUGGAGAAAAGGCACCACCCACAUCAUUGUGCCGGUCUACGUCGACGAUCCGACGAUUGUUGGCAGGACCAAGGCAGACAAGGAUGCCGUAAAGGCUGAACUUGCUCGCCGCUUCAAACCGCGUGAUCUCGGGCCCAUCUCCUUGCUACUGGCCGUCGGUAUCACUCGGGACCGUGCCAAGCGUCGGUUAUCCAUGGAUCAGCGCCGUUACACUCAGGACAUGCUGGACACCUUUGGAAUGACCGACUGCUCGCCGGUGCUCACUCCUAUGGAUCCAAACACUCGCUUGUCCGCGUCCAUGUCACCCCAGACUCCGGAGGAGAAGGCAGAGAUGGUGGGAGUUCCCUACAUCAAUGCCGUGGGCGCCCUGCUCUACCUGGCCAUUGCCACUCGUCCAGACAUUGCCCAUGCGGUGGGAGUGCUGUCCCGGUUCUCUAAGAACCCAGGUCCGCGUCAUUGGACCGCCGUGAAGCAUCUAUUUCGCUACUUGAAGGGCACGCUUGACUACAAGCUGACCUUUUGGCCGGACGAGUCAGGAGAGCCGUUCACCUCCUUUGUGGACGCCGAUCACGGUGGCAACCCUGACGACGGGCGCUCUACCUCCGGGUUUGUGCUCAAGAUCGGCUCUGGAGCUGUAAGCUGGUCCAGCAAGCCCCAGACGACCGUUGCACUGUCUACAACCGAAGCCGAGUAUGUGGCAGCCUGCUAUGCCGGCCGAGAGGUCCUUUGGCUUCGCAACUUGCUCUCUGAGCUCGGGUUCGAAGCUACAGCCGCUCCCUCGAGACUCCGGAUAGACAACCAGUCUGCCAUCUCUGUGGCCAAGAACCCAGAACACCAUGGGCGCAUGAAACACCUUGAUUUGGCGUUCUAUUGGCUCAGGGACACCGUUGAGGCCGGUCUCAUCACUGUGGACUACAUUCCGAGGUCCCAGAUGCCUGCGGACGCUUUGACCAAGGCUCUAGGUGCUGCCAAGGUCGCAGAGUGCGCCAGGAUGAUGGGAUUGACUUCUCCAUCAGGUGGGAGUGUUGAGGAUGGUGAUGGAUCAGUCUAG
Punctularia strigosozonata HHB-11173 SS5 is the source of this 1092-nucleotide messenger RNA. RefSeq lists its product as uncharacterized. The record is from RefSeq and is a predicted model, not a curated record. The transcript has a single exon. The coding region runs from base 1 to 1092 and encodes 363 amino acids. Lineage: Eukaryota; Fungi; Basidiomycota; Agaricomycetes; Corticiales; Punctulariaceae.